This is a messenger RNA of Medicago truncatula (barrel medic), 1338 nucleotides long. RefSeq names its product transcriptional corepressor LEUNIG. The record is from RefSeq and is a predicted model, not a curated record. NCBI's taxonomy places the organism in Eukaryota, Viridiplantae, Streptophyta, Magnoliopsida, Fabales, Fabaceae. Bases 1 to 1338 code for a protein of 445 amino acids. Gene Ontology annotation, molecular function: protein binding; transcription corepressor activity. The transcript has 11 exons.
AUGGUUUGGUCGGCUUAUUGGGAGGUUUAUGGUUUUGAUUGUUUGGAGACAGAUCUGGUUUGGGUUGGUGCGCCUUCUUUUGGUGUUGUUGUUGUUCGCGCCGAAGGUUGGUUUGGUAAUUGGUCUGUUGAGAUCUCCAGGUUUCUAGUCAUCUUGUCUGCCUACACUUUGUAUUUGAUGCUCGAAAGAGCUUUUAUGCUUGCUGCUUUGUUCAGUUUUCAAAACUUUCUGUAUGAUUACCUCAAGAAGAAGGGAUUGUCAAACACUGCUGAGAUUUUCAAAAAUGAAGCUCAUGUUACCGGACAUUUUCCCCCUGAAUUUGAUAAACAACCACAUGGAUUGUUGCAUGAUUUCUGGAGUUUAUAUAAUGACAGUAAAUCUAGGCAACAGAUGCCCGGACCGUCCAGUCGCACAUUAGCCGGUGUGCUAGAUUCUUUGAGGAAAACUACCCCUCAAAUAAUUCUGGAAGGACAUUCUAUUCAAGAGCUUGCAUGUAUUUCAAGCGGUCAAAGUCUUUUGUCCUGCGAUUUAUCAUCGGAUGGAAAGAUUGUAGCAAGUGGUGGGAUUGGGAAGAAGCCUUUCAUUUGCUACCUGGAAACUGGUCUUUCUGUUACGGCAUUGGAGUCACAUUUAGAUACCAUCUUCGAAGUUAGAUUUCAACCAGGAUCAACUGUGUUUGCAACCUCUUCUGCUGAUAAAACAGUAAAAUUAUGGGAUGCAAACAGUCCCGAGAGAUCAUUUUGCAAUGUUGUUGGACAUAAUGGGACAGUAAGAUCAUUGGACUUUCACCCAUUAGGAGGAGUUCUUUGCACGUCCGAUACCUGUGAUGUAAUUAAAGUAUGGGAUCUCCAUAAGAAUGUCUUAGUUAACGAAUUUAAGGCAGGAAGCCUAGUGAGAUUUCAGCCUGGAUCAGGGAAGCUUUUGGCAGUUGCUAAUCGAAAUGUUAUUACCAUAAUUGAUACUCCGACUAUGGUUGUUAUUGACCAACUUCAGGGACACGUCAAAGACAUCAAUUCCAUAUGUUUGGACGUCACUGGGAAUAUGAUUGCCUCUGUCAGUGAAGAUGAAGUACGUGUCUGGUCGGACAGACGAUGCAUAUUCGAGUAUCAAUCAAACGGGAAGAGGUUUCAGUCUGUCAUAUUCCAUCCUCGAUACCCUAACGUCUUAGUUGUUGCUGGUUUUCAGUGCUUGGAAUUGUUGAUUCUUGAGACUGAGAAAAGACGUAAUAAAGGAGGUGCCUCUGAUGUAUUAAUUACUGGACUAGCAGCUACUACGGCGCGAAGUGAAUUCAAUAUUGCAUCAGCUAGCAGUGAUUCUGUGGUGAAGAUAUGGAAAUGA